This is a messenger RNA of Macadamia integrifolia, 1534 nucleotides long. RefSeq names its product novel plant SNARE 13-like. Bases 398 to 1201 code for a protein of 267 amino acids. NCBI's taxonomy places the organism in Eukaryota, Viridiplantae, Streptophyta, Magnoliopsida, Proteales, Proteaceae. Gene Ontology annotation, molecular function: SNARE binding; SNAP receptor activity. Gene Ontology annotation, biological process: vesicle fusion. The transcript has 10 exons. The record is from RefSeq and is a predicted model, not a curated record. Gene Ontology annotation, cellular component: Golgi apparatus; late endosome membrane; ER to Golgi transport vesicle membrane.
UUUCGACAUUCUUUUAUCUGGUUUUUUAAAGCCCUCCGGGCUCCGACACCGAGGCCCAGAGGUCCGAAUAUCUUCUCCUCAAUAUUCCGUAACCAAAGCUUCAAAUUUGAAGUCCGUAACGAUCUCCAUUGAUCCUGUGAAUAAUAUUUCAUUAUUGUUCUCUUCCCUCCACUCCAUUUGAUCCCUCCUACUUUUUUCCUGUUCAUUGUCUAGGGUUAGGGUUCGGGUUUCACUUUCACUUUCACACUUCUCUUCCUUCCAAAGUUCCAGUAAUGGAGCUCGAGGGUUACUUCGAAGUUACUUUCUUUUCCUUUUAGGCUUAAACAAAUGAUGGUUUGAGGUGGAAAAAUCGGACAAUUUGCUGCAGUGAGUUGCCGUAUUCGGUGUUCCGGUCAGAAUGACGUCCGAGUUACAGAUGAGCCCGCAACUGGAGCAGAUCGAUGGAGAAAUUCAAGACAAUUUCCGGGCUCUCGCAAAUGGUUUCCAGAAAUUGGAUAAGAUCAAAGAUCCAAAUAGACAAAGUAAACAAUUGGAGGAACUCACAGGAAAGAUGAGAGAGUGUAAAAGGUUAAUUAAGGAGUUCGAUCGGGAAGUUAAAGAAGAAGAAAAUGGAAAUCCUCCUGAGGUUAAUAAGCAACUCAAUGAGCGAAAACAAUCCCUGAUCAAAGAGCUAAAUUCGUACGUGGCCUUGAGGAAAACGUAUAUGAGUAGCCUUGGUAAUAAAAGGGUUGAACUCUUUGACAUGGGAGCAGGAGCUAGUGAAACUGUGGCUGAAGACAAUGUUCAAAUGGCAUCAUCAAUGACUAAUCAAGAGCUUAUCAAUGCUGGGACAAAGACAAUGGAUGAGACUGAUCAGGUUAUUGAACGCUCUAAAAAGGUUGUGGAACAAACAGUUGAAGUUGGAUCUCAGACUGCAGUAUCCUUGAAAGGACAAACUGAGCAAAUGGGUCGUAUUGUGAAUGACCUAGAUACAAUUCACUUCUCAAUCAAAAAGGCUACUCAGCUGGUGAAGGAGAUUGGUAGGCAGGUGGCUACCGACAAAUGCAUCAUGUUUUUCCUACUUCUUGUUGUCUGUGGUGUGAUAGCCAUCAUUAUCGUGAAGAUUGUGAAUCCAAACAACAAAAACAUCAGCAACAUCCCUGGGUUGGCACCUCCAGCACCGGCGAGGAAGUUACUAUCUGUGCAAGCUAUGGGAGUCUAGUUCCCUUGUUCAAAGUAAUAGUAAUUCAUAUUCCCCAGUUGGUUGAGAGGAAGAUUGAUCCUCUGGUGGUGGAACUGAGGUGCAGAAGAAAGAGGCAAUGAUUUGUUGAUGGUUCCACUGGGUGUUGCUUGUUUUCUUCCUUACUUUUGCUGAGAUGUUCAUAAUCCUGACUAUGAUUCUUUAUGUAAAUCAUAUAUCGUGAGGCUGUUUUGUUUUCAUCUUUUAACCCUAUUGAGUUGUACGAGUGAUACGUUUCAGUGUAAUUCCUCUAGAUUGUCUUGUAAUACUACCUUUACAUGCAAUAAGGAGAUACAGUCGAUAUAGGAAAACGAA